This is a messenger RNA of Paramecium tetraurelia, 669 nucleotides long. RefSeq lists its product as uncharacterized. The transcript has a single exon. The record is from RefSeq and is a predicted model, not a curated record. Lineage: Eukaryota; Ciliophora; Oligohymenophorea; Peniculida; Parameciidae.
AUGGAAAGGAGAGAGGAUGAUAGACAAUGGGAGAAUGAGAAAUGGGUGGAUGAUAAUAAGAAGUUCAUCAUUGAGAAUAGAUUAAGAAAAGAUAAUACUUAGAAAAGAUAGUAGAUGCAGGCGUACAAUCAAAGUGAGGGAUUUGUAGUUCAUUGGGAUUAUACUUUAGGAUUACCUAGAAGGAGUAAUUACAGUUAGGUUGUAUUUGGAGUUUAUAAUGGAUAACAAGUGAUUUGUUAGCCCAGAUUAGUUGAACCAAGAGAAAGUGAGACAGAAAAUUAAAAUCAUAAUAGAUGCAUCUUUGGAGAUUCUCACUAAGUUUUUGAGGUACCUGCGCAUCCAGAUACUCUGAUGAUCAUGGAAGUUCAAAUUCCUUUUAGCAAAAGAGUUGAGGAUAACGUAGGUAGAACUGAAACUUAUGGAUGGACUUAAGUGGAUCUAUUUGAUCAUAACAAAUAAUUGAAACGAGGAAAAUUUAAAUGUCCUGUUUAUUAUGGACCUACAAGUCCAGAGAUUACUGUGGAAGAGAUCUAGAACUUAGAGCCCAUUCCUAAUUGUUGGGUCUAUUUUAGAAUAGGAUAUCCUAAUGAUAAAGAUUAUGGGGAAGUCAAAACUAUUUAUCCUGAAUAAACUCAACAUGAAUACAUAAUGAGCGUAUUAUUCAUCUGA